This is a messenger RNA of Zingiber officinale, 604 nucleotides long. RefSeq names its product bifunctional cystathionine gamma-lyase/cysteine synthase-like. The record is from RefSeq and is a predicted model, not a curated record. Gene Ontology annotation, cellular component: cytoplasm. NCBI's taxonomy places the organism in Eukaryota, Viridiplantae, Streptophyta, Magnoliopsida, Zingiberales, Zingiberaceae. The transcript is spliced from 4 exons. Gene Ontology annotation, molecular function: cysteine synthase activity. Bases 128 to 574 code for a protein of 148 amino acids.
ACUACCACCGAACACAGGCAAGCCAUUGGCAGGCUGUGGAAAUGGAUGCGAGGAGAGGCCUUCCUUCGUUCGUGUCGGCGCAUGAAGAGGAAGACGGCAGGGAGAAUAUAGUCUGAUAUCACUCAGAAUGAUAGAAGAUGCAGAGGAAAAGGGUCUUCUAACUCCAGGUGUUAGUACAUUAUUGGCGGCUACAGGUGGAAAUCUUGGAAUUGGUUUGGCAUACAUAGCUAUUAGAAAAGGUUACAAAUUCAUUGCAGUGAUGCCAACCGAAUACUCAUUGGAGAAACAAAUUCUAUUGAGAUAUUGGGGAGCUGAAGUGUCACCGGCUGAUUCUAAAUUAGGCUUUCAGGGAAUGAAUGAUCGUGUGAACAAACUAAAGGAAAGCAUUCCAGAUGUCUAUGAAAUUGAUCAGGUUACAAACCUGGCAAAUCCUGAAGCUCACUUCAGGGGCACUGGACCUGAAAUAUGGAAAGAUACAGCAGGCAAGGUAGAUAUUUUUGUAGCAGCUGCAGGCUCAGGAGGCACCAUAACUGGUACGGCAAGGCAUCUCAAGAUGAAAACCCAAAUCGUGUAAUAAUGCUUAAUAAGUCUCGAAUGAUAAUGU